AUGGGGCCUGUUGUUAAUUCAGGAAUGGAAGAUGAGGAUACAGUAUCUAAUGGGAACGAUUUUGAUGCGUCAGGUUAUUCCAGGUACUCAGAGGAACAAAGCGACUCAACUGAUGUCUCGGUAAACAGUUCCGCACGCGAGGAUGCAGAUGUAUACGAAAAUGAUUCAAAUAGUAGUAUUCAUCUGCCGGUGACUGAGAUCCAUUUGAAAUCUCACGAGUGGUUCGGGAGUUUAAUUACAAAGCACGAGCUUCCUCGUAAAGCGUUUCACUCUUCUAUCGGGUUUGUGACAUUAUACCUUUAUAAACAUAAUAUCGAUUACAAGAAAGUAGCAUGGCCUUUGAUCGUUGCUUUCCUUGUAAUUGGAUCUUUAGAUGUGGUACGUUUGCGUGUGCGUUGGAUUAAUCACCUAUAUUGCCGCUGUGUGGGCGCAUUAAUGCGAAAAAAAGAGAUCAACACAUAUAAUGGUGUGUUGUGGUAUUUGCUAGGGUUAAUAUUCUCCUUUAGCUUCUUUUCCAAGGACAUUGCAUUGAUCUCUCUUUUCUUAUUAAGUUGGUGUGACACUGCCGCUUCAACUUUUGGUCGGAAGUACGGCCAUCUGACCCCCAAGUUAGCGAAAAACAAGUCGCUCGCUGGCUCUCUCGCCGCCUGCGUAACUGGUAUAAUCGUCUGUGCUGUAUUCUACGGUUACUAUGUUCCUGCAUAUGCUCACGUAAAUAAGCCUGGCGAGAUACUAUGGAGCCCCGCAACGAGCCGACUAAGUCUCUUGCAAAUAUCGUUACUUGGUGGAGUAGUUGCAGCACUUAGUGAGGGUAUUGAUCUAUUUAACUGGGACGACAACUUUACUAUUCCCGUUCUAUCCGCUAUAUUCAUGCGUGUUAUGAUCGCUGUAUUCGCCAUCACGCCUGCCGCCAAUCAACAGGGAAAUAACUAA
Molecule: messenger RNA, 933 nt
Organism: Eremothecium sinecaudum
Lineage: Eukaryota; Fungi; Ascomycota; Saccharomycetes; Saccharomycetales; Saccharomycetaceae
Gene: DGK1
Product: diacylglycerol kinase
Exons: 1
Coding region: 1-933 (310 amino acids)
Biological process (GO): phosphatidic acid biosynthetic process
Cellular component (GO): endoplasmic reticulum membrane
Molecular function (GO): ATP-dependent diacylglycerol kinase activity
Source: RefSeq, a predicted model, not a curated record